UCUGCGUUGAACUACGCACGAACUUUAUAAUGUAUAUCGGAUUUUGCAUACCGCUGAUUUAUCAGAAAACAACGAAUGUCUAUAAGCGUGACUCGCUAGAAACAGCGCGCGCCCGAUUAGUCGAGUUCGUUGCAGAUAGGUUAGAGUGCACUGAAACGACAUGGCAAGGCUGGCAGUCACAACUUGCGUGGAGACGCCCCAAAAAUAAAAACGGAAAUGGCGCGAGCGAUCACCGACAGAAGGGUGGUUAUGAAACCAACAGAACUGCAACGCAAGAAAAAAAAAAAGGGUUAAGGAAAGCAAAAAAGGAAAGGAUGUCCAUGACCGUAGAGCUUUCUCAGAAUUUCAGGCUCGCGCUCAGAUCAUCAAUCAGCCGUGCGCGCGCGUCACACUAGCGAUAAGAAGAAGGAAUGAAGAAAAGCUGAGUCUCCCUGUCAGUCAUCAACGAGACGCGACUCACACGCAGAGCGCUGCGGAAGCGUCAGCGCCGUAACCCGUGGCAUUGGCUGCGUAUGUGCGGUCAUGCUCCCUUUCCAGCCAGCAGAACUGAAUGCCAAGGAGUAAAGAGAAAGAGGAGCUGCAGAGGCGAAGCUGGGAAGUGAGAGGAGGGUAGGAAUGGCCGGUACUUCCACGGAGCUUCUCCGCAAGGCACCAGCAGGAGGGUUCGACAGAGGCAGUACUUUGUUCAACCGGCUGUCAAAAAAAAAGAGGAAGAAAACGGGGAGAGAGAAAGACAGACAGAGAGAGCGAGAAAGAGAGAGAUGAAAGCAAGAAAGCGGAGCGCCGGAGUUUUGAAACGACUCGAGAACGAGCGGGCAAGCUAAAGAGUGCAACAGCGGGGGCGGUCUCACGUCAGUGACCCGACGCGUACAAGCAGCAGCAGCAGCAGCCGACCGUGACGCAAGCAGAGAAGUCCUCUUCUUCUUCCCGCUCCCCAGGCAAGCAGUCUACGCUCUCCCUGGGCACAUGGCCUAAAGUCUUAGACCUCGGUCUGUUCUCGUCAUCGUCAUCCUCGGCACUCUGUUUUUUUUUUUUUUUUUUUUUUCAGUUAUACUUCAGCGAGGGAGGAGGAACGGCGCGCGAGAGGUAUAAACUCCAAAAUAGAGAGAGAGAGAGUAGCAAACAAACAAACAAGGCCAGAAAUGGUCGCCCCCUUUCAUUUCUUCCCGUCGUCGGUGCGCUCUCUCGGCCGCCGGCGCGAUGGGGUGGUGCCGACGCGCCGUGACAUCACACCAGGGACGACGACGAACCCUACAGCGAGCGACGCCGACGGGCGGUUCGCCCAGAGGCUUUGGCCGCCAGUGGCUGCGCGCGUGCCUCGUCCACACUGCAGUAGCAGCGGGCGCAGCAGCAGCAGCAGCACCGUGUAGUUCGCGCGCGCGAGCGCCGCUGUUCCACGAGCCGCUGCAGCGCAGCACGGGCAGCAGCUCCGGCCGUCUUAUUUUUGGAGGCCGCGCAGAGCCCGCGCUUUCUUUCUCUCGGAGGGCUGCCGCACCGAUGGCUGCGGCGGCGGCAGCGGCGUGGCACAGCCCACAACAACAGCGACGGGCCGAAAGAGAAAGCCUGCGCUCCCGCCGCAGGUUUUAAGGGCCGCGCCAGCCAGCCGGCCGGGGAGGAAAUCUCUUCGCCACACCGUCCCGUUCCGUGGAGGAGCCCGGGUGCAGUGUGGCCGGCUCCGUCGCCACAGCCACUGCUGUGUACUAGGAGGUGCCGUCGUAUAACCAUUCUCUUCUAGCAAGGAGGGUGCGAUCGCUCACCUUGCCCGAUUCCUACGAUAGCCGGCUCGUUCGUCCAGAAAGAGUGACUCCGCACGUGGCGACUCGGCCGGACGCGGAAGUACUACUGCAGACGGCGAACGUUGUUUCUUCGCCAGUGAACGCCGAUGGAACUCCUAUAGGGCCCGUGCAGGACGUGUUCUGGCGGAAGAGCUAGGAUGCAGUGGUGUAUCCGUAAAGAGAUUUAGCAUGUUCCGAGAAGCGACGUCUCAGUAAGGCGUGCUCUUCACGCUUAGGAGACCUUCAGCUUAUACAAAUAUCCCUGCGCCUAGAUUGGUGUCCACAAACUCUCAGCCCACUUGAAGCUCAAGUAGCGCGCCGACGAGCACAAGUGGGUUGCAGCUGAGCCGAAGCCAUUUACCUCGCCCGGUGAAGCCGGCGUGCUCGUGGACCACGUGCUUUCGGGGCUGCCGUCAUGACGCAACGUGUUCGAUUGCCGUCGUGGGACGCCCACGGCACAGCCCACGUCCAAGCGCUUGGCGGAUUGCAACACCGAUGAAGAACGCCUUUCUAGAGCGGAACUGUUCGCUCAACCCAACGCGCCGCUUGUCUUAUACUGCACUGGAAGCCGGAAGUCGAACUUCAAGACUCACCGAACUUACGAUUAUUGUCGCCACGCGCCAUCAAAGAAGACAUAAAAUGCCAUCCCCGAGCGUAUGAGUGCCCAAGUGAGUGUUUCGUUGUGCCGUGAUCAUGUUCACAUCUCCCGCGUCAUCAUGACGAGUCGACCGCCGGACCAAUCAAGAGUGCCGAACAGGUUCGAUUGCCGCCUGCCUCUCCGCCGCCUUCAGCCUACGCCUUUCGACCGUGAGGUGGCCGCAUGGUGCAGUGGCCGUCGUUAUGAGUGUUUCCAGGAGACGAGUCGGUGAUCGCCGCGAAUCCUGGUCGGCACCGGGACGCCGCGGCCCCGCAGGGACCCCGGCGCCGCUCGAUCGGGCAGCUCCAGGAUGCGGGAACCACGCCGGUCGUCGCGAUGCUCCAAGUGCCGCUACUACUGCCGCGCCGGCACCACGUCGCUCAUGUCCCACUUCGGGCUGUGCAGCCUGGUGGUCGGCUAUUGCGUGAUGGGCGCGUUCCUCUUCGAGUACCUCGAGGCCACCAACGAGCGCAACAAGCGGCUCGAGAUGAUGCGCUGGCGCUCGAACCUGGCUGACGCGCUGUGGGAGCUGACGGCCGAGGCGCCGCUCCUGGACCAGGCCAACUGGACCGGCGAGGCCGUGGCCAGGCUGCGCCGCUUCGAGGUCACCCUCGUGCAAGCGGUGCGCAAGGAAGGCUACGACGGCAAGGAGGACGCCCAGCUGCAGUGGUCCUUCACCGGGGCCCUGCUCUAUUCGAUCAUCGUCAUCACCACCAUUGGGUACGGCAACAUCGCGCCCAAGACGCCCCAGGGCAAGGUGGUGACCAUCUUGUACGCCAUCGUGGGCAUUCCCCUGAUGCUACUGUGCCUGUCGAACAUAGGCGACGCCAUGGCCCAGAGCUUCAAGUUCUCCUACCGCUACAUAUGCUGCUCCAUUUGUCACCGCAAGGCCGUGCAAAGGGCUAAAGGGCGUUACGCGCGCAAACAUUUCCACCAGGAACAGCAGCAACGCUACCAGCAGCAAUUCCAAAUGCAGCCCCGGUCCGUGGGCCGCAACAUGGGUCAGGGCGCCGGUGCAGGCCACGGCUCGUCACUGGCGGCGCCUCCCAGCUACAAAGAGCUGUCCGCGUGCCGUCCGGCGCGAGGUGGCGGCGGAUACCCUCUGUCGUCGCGCUUGCCUCCGGGAUCGGCGGCGGGCAGGAGGCAGGCCGACAUCGAAGCCGCUCGAGUUCCCGUCAUCAGCAACAAGUACGCGCUCACAGAGGACGCCGGCGGCCCUGCCCCAGCCCAUGACUACAGGACACCGCCCGCCAGGACAGGACGGCGUGCCUGGCGCGACGACGGUGGCGAGCUGGCAGACGACGAGUCGGUGAACGCGCUCGAGGACGACGACGACGACGUGGGCGACGAAGAAGAGGACGAGGUCGUGGGUUCGGUGCCCAUCUGGCUGUGCUGCGCCAUAGUCGUCGGCUACAUCUGCGGCGGCGCUUGGCUCUUCUACUCGUGGGAAGGCUGGGGCUAUCUGGACAGCGCCUACUUCUGUUUCGUCACGCUGACCACCAUCGGCUUCGGCGACCUGGUCCCGGGCACGGCACUUUCAGACGACCAGACUGUGACGCUGGCGGUGUGCGCCGUGUACCUGCUGUUUGGCAUGGCGCUGCUCGCCAUGUCGUUCAACCUGGUGCAAGAAGAAGUGACACGCUCCGUCAAGUGCGUAGGCCGUAGGCUGGGAAUAAUUUCGGACAGGGAUGACGAUCGGUGAUUUUUGGCUGCGAGGAACACGCUAGAGCAGCAGAAGACGCGAACCAUACAUUCGCGACGCAAGCGGAUGCACACGGGAAUAGGUAGUGAUUACAAAACGGUGGACACGGUGCCAUCAGUCGCUUCACGUCAUCAGUUGCUUCCGAUGCCGGCAGUACGGCAAUGAAUGACUUUCAAAUCGGUCUCCGUUACUCUGAGUGGGCCGUCGCUGGGGCUGCGAUGUGGACGCCAACUACUGCAACGACUACUAUGUCAUAUGUGACUCAGAGUGGACAGUCCACCGCAGGCAAGUAAGGAAGAGUAGUCUCGCAACAAACUGAGUUCAAAUGGGUAAAGCUUCUCAUAUAACGUCGUCGAGCAAUUCUGAACGACGCGAUAACGAAAAGAACGGAUCCAGUGCUUUUAUGAAGCCAAACGAGCGAUGAGAAAUUUUACGUGUACCUUAAAAAGAAAGUCACCGUCUGACUUAAUAAGGUACAGAGUUGUCCGCUUGCCUGCAGUCAUUCGAAACGUAUACGGCAAGCGAGGCAACGAACGAUAAAGAACAAGUGAUAAUCUUCUAAUGCGUCGCAUAGAGGCAGUGUCGCAGCUGUAAACGCAUUGUGUCCGUUUCACGGAGUUGCGCUUCAAUGGAAAGAGAGAGAGAAACAUAAAGGCAGAGGAGCACAGACAUUUUAGACUUCGUGACCACUAUUCAGCUUUCACGGAUUCGUCAAUGUAAACUUGGACGACGAUAGAAAAGCUACAGCAAGGAUUAUAGCCACGAGAAUGACGCAUUUUGUCUGCAAUUCAUGCGAAGUCUCGAGUGAAACUCAAUAAGAAUAAACAAGACGUAGGGAGCAUAAAUAAGUGAUAGCGACCAGUUAAACACCGGGAGGUGUGCUGAGCGUGCUCAAAACUUGGUGGGAAGAUAAGCGGCUAUUCAUGAGCAUACAAAAGUAAGCAUGCUCACUUUUAGGCGUGUCUUGCUUGAUGCGACGAACAAUGCCUAAUUAAUUAAUGCACAACGCGGUCGACCAACGUGUCAUGAUGAUUACAGAGCCGUCUUUUCUUCAUCCUCUCUCCCACGAGAAAACUUUGUCGAGAAGUAAGCUCAGAAAUGCAGACCAAAGAAAGACAACGUUUGUCACUGGACGGCGCUAAUUUUCUGCAAAAACAUCACUCGCGUCUAUCUGAGAGAGAUCGCGGAAGAUAACAAAGCUCACCAAAUCGUUAUGUAGAGUCAGCGUUAAUUAUCCUCGCACAAUAGGCGUACUUGGGUGAGACGGACGAUUUUCAAGUAAGACUGUUGGAAUGACGUUGUGACAUCACCACAAGGUGCCUCCUUCAAGCAAGUCGACAAAGAUGUCGAGAAGUCAAUGUACAGCACCAGGAGAGUAGGUACUGUUUUUUUUAUUAUUAUUAUUAUGGAAAGUGGUUGUGAAAGACGAUCGAAGUGACGAAGAUAAUAUAAUGUAGGAGGGUGAAACUGCCGUGACAAGGACGACUAUACCUGAUAUACCUCGAUACGCGGCUGCCGUGCGUGGGACAAGAGACACUUGCAGAGACCGCAAUUUCUUCUUUUGUUCUUCUUUGUUCUAUUGUGCCUUAUUUCGCGUUUUGCUUUUCCUUGUGACAAUCGUAGGCUCACAGCGUGCUGCAAAACCGUCUGCGGUGGAAGACGACAACACACAACUAUUUUUACAGGAGCUGGAGAGCUGUGUGCAUAUUCCGAAUAAAGAAGACAACAUUCAGCUCACGUGACCAAACGUUUGCCCAGAAGAGAUGUUGUGUUGUUUGGGUUUAAUCUCUCUGCCAUCCUCUCCUUUUUUUUUCUUUCUUCCAAAGACUAUUAAUACACGCAUAUCAGCGUCAUGUUACUGUCUACCUGGUCCCAACUGACCACUUCUGGGAUUAAAAAAGAAAAAUUCCGA
Messenger RNA from Dermacentor andersoni, 6026 nucleotides. RefSeq names its product potassium channel subfamily K member 18-like. Lineage: Eukaryota; Metazoa; Arthropoda; Arachnida; Ixodida; Ixodidae. Gene Ontology annotation, molecular function: outward rectifier potassium channel activity; potassium ion leak channel activity. The record is from RefSeq and is a predicted model, not a curated record. Gene Ontology annotation, biological process: stabilization of membrane potential; potassium ion transmembrane transport. Gene Ontology annotation, cellular component: plasma membrane.